UCCCCAAAAAAUGCUGUUGCGUACUUGCCUGCACUUGACUCGGAUCCUCGAUCGAUCGACCAGAGCCCAGAGGAGAGGGGACAGAGGCCAUGGAGAGUUCGCCGCCCACCAUCACCGUCCAGGUCAAGUUCGCCGGCCGGACCAUCCCGGUGGAGGUCCCCGCCGCCGCCUCCACCGCUGAGCUGAAGCGCCUCCUCCAGCCGCUCACCAACGUCCUCCCCCGCGGCCAGAGGCUCGUCUGCAAAGGCAAGGUGCUCCCGGACGCCGCGAGCCUGAGCUCCAUGCAGGUGGUGGACGGAUCCAAGGUCAUGCUCAUCGCUUCGCAGGGGCUCCAUCAGGGGGAUGGCCCCAUCACAAAAAAUAGCAGCAUCCCGACAACAACUGCAAGAAAAACCUCGAAUGUUAAGGAAAGCCAAACGCAAAAACCAGAGGCAGCAGUCAACAAAAGCCGAUCGGAGCGUUGGAAAUUAACAGGUGUUGUUGCACUACAUGAUUGUGACUUGAAGGCAAUGCCUGAAGAAGUCUGGGACUGUGGCCCUUCUAUACGAGUACUGGAUGUCAGUAACAACUGUAUCAAGGAAAUUCCACACAAAAUCGCUGCUCUUAAAUCUCUAAAUAAAUUGCUCCUAACUGCCAAUGAUAUAGCUGAUGAGAACAUCAGCUGGGAAGGUCUAUCAUGUCUUAAAAAAUUAUUAAGUUUAUCUUUAAGCCAAAACCGACUGGUUAAUUUGCCUUCAACGUUGGGAUCACUGACUUCUCUACGUGAACUUCGUAUCGCAAAUAACAUGCUUGAUUACUUACCUGUCGAAAUAGGAUCGCUGAAGCAUCUCCAGAUUCUGAUUGCAAGUAAUAAUAGGAUAACGUCAUUGCCUUCAUCUAUAGGAGAUUGUGAAUCUCUCACUGAGGUUGACUUGUCAUCAAAUCUUUUAGCUGAACUGCCGGAGGCCUUUGCGAACCUUUACAAUCUCAAGGUUUUGCAUCUAAGGAAUAACGGUCUUACAUCCCUGCCUGCAACGUUAUUCAAAAAUUGCUCGCAGCUUACUACACUUGAUCUCCAUGGCACAGAAAUCACAAACGAUGUUCUUCGGCAGGUGGAGGGGUGGGAGGAGUUUGAUGAGCGUCGGCGGCAGAAACAUCAGAAGCAGCUCGACUUCCGUGUGGGCUCAUCUGGUGUGUUCGAUGAAGGCGCGGACGAUGACAACAGGCGGUAGAUAGUUUCCUGCUUGUUAUGAGUAAGAUUGUGUGCUCUGCUUCAGGCUUUUGUCCCAGAACAGCUGUACAAUUGAGAACGGAAACGAGUUUCUUUUAGAGCAUGAGAUGAAAAACUUUGUUAUUCACUGGAUAUAUGUUUCUAAGAAAUACUGGGCGUUGUGCUGAA
This is a messenger RNA of Phragmites australis (common reed), 1378 nucleotides long. RefSeq names its product plant intracellular Ras-group-related LRR protein 8. Lineage: Eukaryota; Viridiplantae; Streptophyta; Magnoliopsida; Poales; Poaceae. The record is from RefSeq and is a predicted model, not a curated record. Gene Ontology annotation, molecular function: protein binding. The coding region runs from base 90 to 1211 and encodes 373 amino acids. The transcript is spliced from 10 exons.